Messenger RNA from Paramacrobiotus metropolitanus, 1053 nucleotides. RefSeq names its product proteasome subunit beta type-6-like. The transcript is spliced from 6 exons. The coding region runs from base 191 to 877 and encodes 228 amino acids. Lineage: Eukaryota; Metazoa; Tardigrada; Eutardigrada; Parachela; Macrobiotidae. The record is from RefSeq and is a predicted model, not a curated record. Gene Ontology annotation, cellular component: proteasome core complex. Gene Ontology annotation, molecular function: threonine-type endopeptidase activity.
UUUUUUUCUGUCACAAACUGCCAGCCAGUUUUAGAAAUUCCGAUUUCAAAUCAUUUGUUCUUUUCGCCGAUGGUCAAAUGACUGAUCUUCUCCUGAUUAUCGACAAUUCCACAUAAUUAUCUGUUAAACUAUCGCUUGAGCUUGUGCGUGAAAAUUUUUGUAAGGUUAUCACUGUACCCCGGAGAAAAGCAUGGAGCCCGUAGUAGGAUAUAACUAUCUCGCGAAGGAAGAUGAUUUCGUUAUGACACCAAUUUCCACAGGGACGACCAUCGUGGCUGUCGAAUACGAUGAUGGCACGGAUUCGGGAGUGGUGUUUGGUGCGGACUCACGAACAACAUCGGGGACUUAUGUUAGCAACCGAUUUACGGACAAAUUAACACACGUGACACAGAACAUUUACUGCUGUCGAUCUGGUUCAGCAGCGGAUACUCAGGCCAUUGCGGAUAUUGUAUCCUACCAUUUGGGACUUCUUGAGGUGCAAACUGGUGAAGCUCCACGAGUUCGGGUUGCUGCGAAGCUUUUUCAAGAGCUGUGCUACAAUAAUCGGGAUGAUUUAACAGCCGGGAUUAUCUGUGCCGGAUGGGAUCGCUACGAAGGCGGGCAGUGCUAUACCAUCCCUCUUGGAGGUAUGUGCAUGCGGCAGCCGGUGGCCAUGGGAGGUUCCGGAAGUACUUACGUGUACGGUUACGUCGACCAGAAUUAUCGCAAGGGAAUGAACAAGGCCCAGUGUAUGCAGUUUGUGGCCAACUAUGUGAGUUUGGCAAUGAAUCGCGAUAACGCCAGUGGUGGAGUUGUUCGUUUGGCAGCCAUCAAUAAAGCCGGCAUCGAACGAGUGAAUCUACUGGACAAACAGAUUCCGCAGCACUGGCAGGAUUAGAAAAGCAGUCAUUCUUGUUCUCAUUAUUUUUAUUUAAUACAUUUCUUACAUUAUUCAUAUUCGAUAAUUUGUCCGUUUCCAGCGGCAAAAUUUUGUCUUGAGCUACGCAACUUAAAUGGAUAACAACGUCUGUAAAAAUUAAAAACAAAGAAAUAAAUUUUAUUCCGGAUCCGAAA